GCCGGUAUAGAUGGAGAAAGCAUUGGGAACUGCCCGUUCUCCCAGCGCCUCUUCAUGAUCCUGUGGCUCAAAGGAGUUGUGUUCAACGUAACCACUGUUGACCUGAAAAGAAAGCCAGCUGACCUACACAAUCUGGCUCCUGGGACCCACCCACCUUUCUUGACUUUUAAUGGGGAAGUCAAGACAGAUGUUAACAAGAUUGAAGAAUUCUUGGAAGAGACUCUUGCACCUCCAAAGUACCCCAAGCUGGCUGCUAAGCACCGGGAGUCAAACACUGCUGGAAUCGAUAUCUUCUCCAAAUUUUCUGCAUACAUCAAAAAUACUAAGCAGCAGGAUAAUGCUGGUGAGUUGGAUCAUUACCAAAUGUGCCAGGGAGUUUGUGUGCUUAGAAAUGGAAUAAUUUUGCUGUUCUCCUAUCACUUCAUUGUCAUCACUGUUCAUAUAACAUCAGACACUGCUGCUGAUCAACUUGAGAUGGUUGGUUCAGUGGACCCAAUUCACAUGUCCACAGUUGAAUUAACUAUACCAGUAAAUAAAACAGGCCACAGAGUGUUUAAUAGCCCCUUUGCCAACUGUCAUGACAUGGCUCUUAUCCAUACAUCCCAGCUUCCUUGA
This is a messenger RNA of Eurypyga helias (sunbittern), 615 nucleotides long. RefSeq names its product chloride intracellular channel protein 5-like. The record is from RefSeq and is a predicted model, not a curated record. The transcript has 3 exons. Lineage: Eukaryota; Metazoa; Chordata; Aves; Eurypygiformes; Eurypygidae. The annotation marks the transcript as partial.